GCGGCAGAGGCGGGCUGGCGAGCGGCGGAGCGCGGCGGGCUCUCCGCCGGCAGCCAUGGGCCAGGACUUGCCGUGGCUCAACCACUCCGGUAGCCCGCGGGCGGCGGGGAACGCCUGUGCGACGGACGGGCAGCGCGGCGGGCCUUUCGCCGCCGCCACCGCCGCGCUGCUGGCGGCGCUGAUGGGGCUGCUGGUGCUGGCCACGGUUUUGGGCAAUGCCCUGGUCAUUCUGGCGUUCGUGGUGAACCGGAGCCUCCGCACGCAGGGCAACUUCUUCUUCCUCAACCUGGCCAUCGCCGACCUCCUGGUGGGCGGAUUCUGCAUCCCCCUCUACAUCCCCUACGUGCUGACGGGCGAGUGGAGACUCGGCAGGGGCUUAUGUAAGCUGUGGCUGGUGGUGGACUACCUGGUGUGCACCGCCUCCGUCUUCAACAUCGUCCUUAUCAGCUUCGACAGGUUCAUCUCUGUCACCAAAGCGGUCAGUUACAGGGCUCAGAAGGGGAUGACCAGAAAUGCAAUAUUGAAGAUGAUCGCUGUAUGGAUUGCUGCUUUUCUUCUCUACGGUCCAGCCAUUCUCAGUUGGGAGUACAUUGCCCAAAAGAGCAUCCUCCCCGAAGGAGAAUGUCACGCAGAAUUCUUCUACAAUUGGUAUUUCUUAAUGAUUGCCUCUACUGUUGAAUUCUUUACACCUUUCAUCACUGUUACAUACUUUAACUUAAGCAUUUACCUCAACAUCAGGAAACGCACAUCCCUCAGAAACGAAAACCUAUCACCUGGUCAAGAGGACUGUGAAAUGAGUUUCCAGGGGAAAAAAAGGGAACAUGCUAUAUUUUUUGUAAAGCCUGCUAACAGACAGAAACAUAGGAAGAGAGCAAGCAGCCUUUCUCCUCCCAAAAAGGCUUCAAGGCUCAGCCUACAUAAGCUUGACAACCAGUCAUUAAAUUUGAACGUCAAUCAAGACCUUCCACCACUUCACGUAGAAGUUGAGACCAAGCCUCAUAGGAACUGUUUCUACAAAACUACAGAAAGUGUAUGCAACACCACCAGCAGAGUGGACAUUGCUAACACUAUGGCAAAUAGAUUCAGACUUUCCCGGGAUAAAAGAGUAGCAAAGUCUUUAGCAAUUAUUGUCUGUGUGUUUGGUUUGUGUUGGGCUCCAUAUACACUUUUGAUGAUCAUCAGAGCAGCUUGCCAUGGGCACUGUGUGCAGUAUUCACUCUAUGAGACUUCAUUUUGGCUUCUGUGGGUGAAUUCAGCCAUUAACCCUGUUCUAUACCCACUGUGUCACAUGAGCUUUAGGAAAGCCUUUAUAAAACUCUUGUGUCCUGGAAAAGCCAAAAUUCAUCCUCAUAUUUUUAUGUGAAAAAAGGUGUGAAGGCUGACAAUUAGCACAUCUUGCUUUCAGUGGGAGCAUGAACUGCCUAAUAUUCACGUGCAAGUAUUAAUACAAUGUGCACUGGUUAGUUUAUGGAAUACUGAUAAGUAGGUACAAGUGUAGAUAUUUAUGAAUGUAUAGAAAUACAGUCAUCCAUGUAGCUAGAAAAAUCACAGCAAUGAAAAAAAAAAAGGUAAUUUCUCAAAGCUCCUUGUGAAAUAAUGCCAGCAGUAUAUUUUCUGGUAAUGGUGCACUAGCAAUAAAGUGCUGAAAAGGGAAUACUACAUUCACGGCCAAUAAUUAAGGAGUUCAGGCUCUCUCACUUUUAAUACCUGUAAAUAUUGCUGGUAAGGCAUUUCAUAAAUUGUUAAUCUUGGACCUGUUAUAUUUUA
Chroicocephalus ridibundus (black-headed gull) is the source of this 1767-nucleotide messenger RNA. RefSeq names its product histamine H3 receptor-like. Gene Ontology annotation, molecular function: G protein-coupled acetylcholine receptor activity; G protein-coupled serotonin receptor activity; histamine receptor activity. The record is from RefSeq and is a predicted model, not a curated record. The transcript is spliced from 3 exons. Gene Ontology annotation, cellular component: dendrite; plasma membrane; synapse. Gene Ontology annotation, biological process: G protein-coupled receptor signaling pathway, coupled to cyclic nucleotide second messenger; chemical synaptic transmission; adenylate cyclase-inhibiting G protein-coupled acetylcholine receptor signaling pathway. NCBI's taxonomy places the organism in Eukaryota, Metazoa, Chordata, Aves, Charadriiformes, Laridae. The coding region runs from base 56 to 1363 and encodes 435 amino acids.